Eimeria necatrix is the source of this 651-nucleotide messenger RNA. RefSeq lists its product as hypothetical. The transcript is spliced from 2 exons. The record is from RefSeq and is a predicted model, not a curated record. NCBI's taxonomy places the organism in Eukaryota, Apicomplexa, Conoidasida, Eucoccidiorida, Eimeriidae. Bases 1 to 651 code for a protein of 216 amino acids.
AUGCGCUUCAACGACCAUGUUGCUGCCUUCAACAAGAUCUACGCGGGACUGCAGCAGGUGGCGCAGCAGAACGAGCUGCACAGGCAGCAGCAGCAGCAGCAGCAGCAGCAGCAGCAGCAGCAGCAGGGGGGAGGGGCGGGGCUGAAGACGGAGCAGGCCGCGCCAGCAGCAGCUGCCAAGUCCGAAGCAGAAGCAGCAAGUGCUGCAGCAGCAAACGCUGCAGCAGCAAACGCUGCAGCAGCACCUGCUCCUGUUGGAGCGCCUGUUGCUGCUGCAGCGCCUGCUGCUGCAGCGCCUGCUGCUGCAGCGCCUGCUGCUGCUGCUGCAGCGCCUGCAGCAGCUGUGCCUGCUGCUGCGCCGAACGCAGUCUCCACAGAUGCAGCUGCAGCAGCAGCCCCGGGAGGGGCAGCUGCAGCACCUGCUGCACCUGCUGCAGCAGCACCUAGCACCUGCAGCAGCAGCAGCACCUGCUGCAGCAGCAGCAGGGACACAGCCACCUGCAGCAGCAGCUGUGGCGGGGCCGCCGGCUACAGCAGCAGCUGCCCCAGAAACAGCAGCAGCAGCAGCAGCAGCAGCAAUGGUAGCAGCAGCAGGGGAAGCCCCUCCAAGCGUGCCCUUGCUGCAGCAGCAGCAGCAGCAGCAGCAAGUUAG